Messenger RNA from Kluyveromyces lactis, 3012 nucleotides. It is a transcript of the gene TTI1, whose product is annotated as Tti1p. The coding region runs from base 1 to 3012 and encodes 1003 amino acids. Gene Ontology annotation, biological process: chromatin remodeling. Gene Ontology annotation, cellular component: cytoplasm. The transcript has a single exon. NCBI's taxonomy places the organism in Eukaryota, Fungi, Ascomycota, Saccharomycetes, Saccharomycetales, Saccharomycetaceae. The record is from RefSeq and is a predicted model, not a curated record.
AUGUUUACACAAGGUCAGCAUGUUCGGUCAGAACAUGCAGGAACUAAAGAUGAAGCCUUUGGAAAGAUAAAACCAAUCUGUGUGAGACUCUCCCAAGUUACCUUCAGGAAAGAUGAGCUACUCAUAUUACAGGAUCCGCAGUUAAAACAGUUACUACAAGAUUUGAUUCAAAACUUAGAUAUCCUUAUAACUAAGCACAAAUCGCUUUCAGGGAGGUUUGGAGACUAUGUGUUUGUGCCUAUCUCUGCAAUGUUGAAAACGUGUAAAUCACUUCCGGACCCAAUUGCAACAUUAGUAUUCGAAAUUUUGGCGAGAAUAAUAGACGUUUCGUGGAGUUUACCGGCGACAGUGGAUCGGAACACAUUCUCGCAGCUUCUUUCCCUAUCAACCUUUCUAAUAUCUACCGAUCUAGAAAAUGUCAACCUUCCCAAUAAACCAGACGAAUUCAAGAUUGCUUCCAUCAGACUUUUAAGAGUUUUGUAUUCCACAGCAGCUUUCAAGGAAUGGGAUGCAAAUAUGCUCCCAGCAAUUGCACACUCAAUCACCAUUUUGUUAACAUUAUUAGAAAAUAGCAAUAUGUCAAUCCAGUUAGAGAGCUCAAAAACACUAAGAUUACUGUACAGAGUAAUAAAUGACGGAGAAAUGUUAAGUAAUGUGGUUCCCGGAAAUGUCUCUACAUUUGCUAAGAUUCUCUCUCGUCCAGGGUUGACUACUCAUGUGAAAGUGGCAAGUGAUGUAUUAUCGACUAUGUCAGAACUAUUGUGUAUGGUAUAUGGUGACUCUUCUUUGGAAACUUUCAUCAAAACGUCUACAGGAAAUACUGCUGUUGAAGUAAAAAAUCCAGGAAAGCACAGAACUACCAAAUGGUUAAAUGCCACAUCAAUUCAAUUGAAACGCGCACUUGAACCCACCUUUUCAAAGCUCACUAAAAGGAAUAAUGAAAAACUGAAUGGUGAACUAUUUGAAGCUUGUGUUCUACUACUUAAUAAAUGCCAUAAUUCACUUUAUGGGUGCAGAGAAGUUAUACUAAAGACGGCUCUUACAGUAGCAAGGGAUAACGUCUUUGCAUUAGAAAGAUUCAAGAACGAUAUUGCAGCAUUCAUGAGAGAUAACAAUAUUCAGGUCGAAACAAACUUCGAAGAAAUCAACCAAUAUAAUAUUGUGAAUAAUGCAUUAAGAAUUUUGGAUACAGAUCAGCUUGAGGAAUAUCAAAUAUCAAAAACUGUUGCUUAUGGAAUAUAUGACUCUUUGAAAACCCAUUUGUUGAGUUUAGACAAAACAGAGAACAUUAAUUUAAUUAAGGUUACCAGUUCAGAGGUAAACUACUUGGUAACAUCGGGAUCUCUUAAUAAUUCUGAAGUUUCCAUAAUUCCGAAAAUAUCAUCUACAGCGUACGAAAAUGUUACAAAUAUUUUACUGCAACUAGGAUCCAAGAUGAGCGCCUCUUCAAUACAAGAACAAAUCAUUGAGUUUCUUUCAAUAGAAUCAGAUGUCUUAAAAAACUCAAACGAAGCUCUUUGGAUAGCUUCAACUUUAUUAACAGGGUAUAAAAACACUGACAUAAGUGAUUUUCUUGCGCAUGAUUCAGACCCAAUCUCCUGCCAAUAUGACAUUAUAGAAAUGGCAAAUGAGCGGGUAUCAAUUUUAUCGAAUCAAACGGAACUAAACGAGUUGCAGCGCACCAAUUUGACUAUGAAUUUGUUUGCUAUGAAACAAAUGAUUAUUCUAAUGGGUAAAGAUUUCAAAGAUGAAAUGUUAGAUUACAUCUAUAAUGUCAUUGAAUGUUUCGCAAGCGAUGAUGAGAACACAAGAUUCAUUUCGGGAAAUAUUCUUCAAUAUUUGGCCAAUGAAUUCUACCAGGGUGCAAUGCUAAAUUUGUUUCAAGAUAAUGUUAAUUACAUAAUUGACGGAAUCUCAGUUAGACUUGACAAUUGUCUAUUCCAUCGUGCAUAUAUGGUUCUUCGUGUAGUGAUAAAGGUUUCUGGAUACGAUCUUGUGGAACGUUUGAAUGAUAUCCUAGAGAAGCUAUUUUGGAUGUUAGGAUAUUAUCAUGGAUACGAUGACCUCUGCACUGUACUAUUGAACUUAUUCAUAGAGAUUUCAUACAAGAUACAAUACACUUUCUUGAGCAAAUCGAGCGGACAAUCUAUCGAGAUCAAAACCUGGAACCAGGAUUCCUUCAAGCCAUGGGGUAUGUCUAAUAUCGAACAAGUAUUAAAUGUAUUGGAUCAGGAGAAAACUGCUGCAGAUGAUUAUGGUAGCAUUGCUGAGGUAGAACCACCUGAACAGACGGCCGAGGAGUUUUUCAAGGAAAGGUUUGAAAAGGAUAGCGAUGACGAAGAUGAAGACGAAGAAGAUGCUGUAUCGGAGAACAAUUCCUCGGUGAAUAAUGGGGAGGCGAAAGAUGAGAUGAAAUGGGAGUCCCCAAUAUCAAGGGAUGCCUAUAUGUUACUUUUAAGGUUUUGGACGUACGCAGACAGGCUCUUAACACAUUCAUCGCGUUCCGUGAGAAAUAAAUGCUUAGAUCUACUUCUCUUACUAUGUCCCAUGCUCUCUACACAGCAGGCGGUCUUUUUACCAAACGUUGCCAAAGUCUGGGAUAUCGUUGUACGGUCAGCCAUCUCCGAGGAUCUCGCACAAGUUGGUAGAAGUUACGAACUUUUAAACUCUUUGGUUUUACACACUGAUUCCUUCCUCAUGAAAAGGGUACUAGAUAUGUGGAAACUCUUUUCUGCAAGGGACACCAUGGUAUCCAAAAUGCUUUCUCCAAUUUCCAAAUCUACUAGAGUCCACACAACGAACACUUUGCAACUACAAGCAUACCUUCGUUGCAGCAAAUUGCUUAUAACGUGUAUGAACCAAUUCGGGCUACAAUUACCGGACCAUAUAACCAUAGAGAUGUGCAAGUGUUUACAAUCAUUACCCAAAGACAACAACAGUUGCAGCCCCACUCAAAUUGAAUCGAAGCACGUGACCAACAUUCUUCUCUUACUAAAUCUAAGAUCACAAUGA